Molecule: messenger RNA, 999 nt
Organism: Synchytrium microbalum
Lineage: Eukaryota; Fungi; Chytridiomycota; Chytridiomycetes; Synchytriales; Synchytriaceae
Exons: 2
Coding region: 1-999 (332 amino acids)
Source: RefSeq, a predicted model, not a curated record
AUGACUUCGAAAUGUAUCGAGGACUACCAUCUUCAAGUCUCAUGCGGACCGUCACAUGGCAAAUUAUCGGUGGCGAGUGUCAACGACGAGUCGAAUCCGAUAUAUAUAGAAAGUGAACACUUUGUUGGGUAUAUACUGAUACGGGUACUCAAUUUCGAGGGCAAACCAGCAACGGGAACCGCCCCUAUACAUAAUCCGUCAUCAUCAUACUUUCACAACAAACAGCGACGAUAUUCUAUAGUAUUGCAGGGGAGAUUCAAGGAGGCUUGGAAUGGUGAUGAUGUUAUAUUUUGCAGUGAACUAGACCACCCUCUACAUAUCAUGCCGACGGGCGCUUCAUUAUGCGUCAAAUUAGCAAAAUGGAUGGACCCAGCCAUAGAAGCAGACAUAUAUGCUGCCAAACCGUACAUGAACAGCCCGCUACUCUGUGCCAUGAACUCCAUGUCCAUAUAUAAAAUUCACGAUGGAGUCGCCACGAUAUCAGCCAAUAUAACUACAGCCAAGUCUCCAACAAAACCCUCAAGGUUUACUCUAUCAUCCCGAACAAAUUCAGUACAAUCAAUAGCAGAAACCCAUAUAAAUUCACCGACAUCAUCGGAAAUAAUACUGAGUAGUGAAAAGUUUGAUGCAGGGAACUUUGUCUUUGGGCAGUGUGCUAUACCAGAGGAUUGUAGUGCUCUCUUUAGCAAAUUAGAUGUGACGCCACCGAGUUUGCCUACGUAUGAGAAGAGGAAGAGGCAUUUCCUACAUGCUAAUAAGCGUAGUGAAGUGACGUUUACGCCGGACGAGAUCUAUGCAAUGGACUUUUAUGAUGCCUAUAUAGACUUUUCCACAGCUAAUAUACGUCUUCCAGGACUCUGCUUGCCGGUGUGGAAGUACUGGGAAGGUCAAAGGGUUAGCUUCUCAGCCAAGUCUCGAGAUGGUAGUGCUGUAUUCUUUGCAGUAGCAUUCGAAUUGGUGCUUCGUUGCAGCCCACCUCCAGAGACGGAUAAAAAAUAG